CACAGAAAGUUGCCUUCUCUUUUCUUUUCUUCUCUUCUCUUCUCAACGUGCAGAACUUCAUAAAUAUGGGUACUGCAUCGUGCUUGUUAACAGUAGUCUUGGUUCUUCUGAGUAUUGUUGGUUUCUGUCAUGCUGGUGUAACCAGUAGUUAUGUUCGGAAAGCUGAGGCAUCUCCUGACUUGCCGAAAGAAGCAUUUCCUCCUCCUCCAGGAUUCAAUGCACCAGAGCAGGUUCAUAUAACCCAAGGAGAUAGUGGAGGACAGGGUGUGAUUAUUUCAUGGGUUACACCGUUAAUGUGGCAUCCGAAUUUUGUGACCUAUUGGGCAGCAGAGGGCAACCUCAUGAAUUAUAAGCUUACUGCUCCGGCCAAAAUCACCUCUUACAAAUACUAUACAUAUACUUCUGGUUACAUUCAUCAUGCCACCAUUAAAGGAUUAGAGUAUGACACCAAAUACUUUUAUGAGAUCGGGAUUGGCGAGUGUGCCCGUCAGUUCCACUUCAGAACUCCUCCCAAAGUGGGGCCAGAUGUUCCAUACACAUUUGGCAUUAUUGGUGAUUUGGGACAGACAAGUAAUUCUAAUGAGACGCUUGAGCAUUAUAUUGCCAACCCGACUGCGCAGACUAUGUUGUUUGUAGGUGAUCUUUCUUAUGCAGAUGAUCACCCAAACCAUGACAAUGAGAGAUGGGACACAUGGGGCCGCUUUAUUGAGAAGAGUGCUGCGUAUCAGCCAUGGAUUUGGACUGCUGGCAAUCAUGAACUUGAUUAUGCUCCACAAAUUAAAGAAUAUGUUCCUUUCAAGCCCUAUAUGAACAGAUACCACGUGCCCUACAGAUCAUCGCAGAGUACAUCCCCACUUUGGUAUUCCAUCAAGCGUGCAUCUGCACACAUCAUUGUCCUCUCUUCUUACUCAGCAUAUGGUAAAUACACUCCUCAAUACACUUGGCUCCAAAAGGAGCUCACCAAAGUUAAUCGAGCUGAAACUCCUUGGCUUAUAGUUCUUCUUCACUCACCAUGGUAUAACAGCAACAACUACCAUUAUAUGGAAGGAGAAAGCAUGAGAGUGACUUUUGAAUCCUGGUUUGUUGAAAGCAAAGUUGACAUUGUUUUUGCUGGUCAUGUUCAUGCCUAUGAGCGUUCAGAGCGAAUAUCGAAUGUGAGGUACAAUAUAACAGAUGGACUCAGCACGCCAAUAAAGGACCAAUCUGCACCAAUAUACAUAACAAUUGGAGAUGGCGGUAAUGUUGAAGGCAUUGCUGACAGUUUUACUGACCCACAACCAAGUUAUUCUGCAUUCCGGGAAGCAAGCUUUGGGCACGCAAUUCUGGCUAUAAAGAAUAGGACCCAUGCCCACUAUACUUGGCACCGCAACCAAGAUAGUAAUGCUGUUGCUGCUGAUUCUCUUUGGCUAUACAACAGGCACUAUUAUCCAGUUGAAGAGCUUAGUCAUUAAUUAGGAGGCACUAAAGUCCUAGUCCAUUUUUCAUUUAGACUGCCAAUUUGGUGCAGCUUGGUUUUUCAUGUUUGUUUAGAUUGUCUCGGUUUUAAUCAUUGUCAAGUUAAGUUUUUCUGGGUAGUAGUAUUUAUAAUGCAAAUAAUUUGAACUAAUGUCAGAUAAUUUGGUAGCCAGCAGCUCUGUCUUUGGAAGUCAAAUCAUGAUCAGGUUUCCCCAAUCCAUUCAUUCAUCUCUUGAGAGCCCAAGGCUUCCUCCAAUAUUUCUGCUUCAUUCAUCUCUUGAGAGCCCACAAAAACUUUUCCUUUUCAACAAUCAGCUAAUGCUGAAGUACCACCACCUAUUUCAAAGUUUGGCAGAAAGUCGGAUGCACUGUAGGGCAUAUACUUUUAACUGCUCCUCGUAUCAUCAAAUUAACUGCUAGAGUUAGGAAGUAAUGGUUGAUAGAUAGUGGCAUAGCCAGAACUUUCUCCAUCUUUGUUUUCAGAACAAAGAAAAAUGAGAUCUUACCAACUUUAUUCCCCUUAAUAAACAGAUAUUGCAGCUUGUCUACUUUACAAUUGACAGGAUUUGUCAGUCUAUCUUGCUCUGCACUUUGAAAAGUAUUUGUGGUUGAUGUUUAACAAUAAUAUGGCAUUUAUCACCUCAAAGAUUUCUAAAAGCAA
Juglans microcarpa x Juglans regia is the source of this 2116-nucleotide messenger RNA. Its product is annotated as purple acid phosphatase 5-like. Gene Ontology annotation, molecular function: acid phosphatase activity; metal ion binding. NCBI's taxonomy places the organism in Eukaryota, Viridiplantae, Streptophyta, Magnoliopsida, Fagales, Juglandaceae. The transcript has 8 exons. The record is from RefSeq and is a predicted model, not a curated record. Bases 66 to 1451 code for a protein of 461 amino acids.